Gongylonema pulchrum is the source of this 534-nucleotide messenger RNA. NCBI's taxonomy places the organism in Eukaryota, Metazoa, Nematoda, Chromadorea, Rhabditida, Gongylonematidae. The record is from the annotation of a GenBank genome assembly.
AUGUGCUACGACUGGGACUGCUAUAGCGCAAUAGCAGCUGGUGGAUUUUCAUUUCUGUUGAGCGAUGGUCUGCAUCAGAUUGGUCCAGAAUGGUUUACCGUUGAAAGUUCACAUCGAAGGAAGGCUGAACUGCGUGCAAAUGGGCGUCUUGUGCUACCACCAGGAAGAAAUCCUGCGGUUAUCGGAGCUGACUUGCUUAAAGUUCAACUGAAGCCUCAGCAGCUCGUGUACUUGGUGACAAAGGUGCCACGGUACGGACAACUACUGCUUUCCGGUGUACCAACUAAGAGAUUCACUCAGGAGGAUAUCAACGAGCGGCGACUAUCCUUCAAGCCGGAUAGCGAUUUUCUGGAUGAAUGGACCAAGAGAGAUUUAUUCCUAUUCAGAGUGGUCACCACCGAUGAUACGAUGGAUGAUAGAGCGGCCGACGAAUAUCGCUUCAAAAUUUCUAUUACUUACGCUGCACUACCUUCACAUCGCUUGCAUGAAAUUUUCCAAAUAAGAAGCGUCAUUGUUUCACGCGGUAAAUAUUGA